Messenger RNA from Lates calcarifer (barramundi perch), 1049 nucleotides. RefSeq names its product lymphatic vessel endothelial hyaluronic receptor 1a (gene lyve1a). Gene Ontology annotation, molecular function: transmembrane signaling receptor activity; hyaluronic acid binding. Gene Ontology annotation, biological process: cell adhesion. NCBI's taxonomy places the organism in Eukaryota, Metazoa, Chordata, Actinopteri, Centropomidae. The coding region runs from base 82 to 897 and encodes 271 amino acids. Gene Ontology annotation, cellular component: plasma membrane. The transcript has 6 exons. The record is from RefSeq and is a predicted model, not a curated record.
AUUUAACCCUGUCAUUUGGCUCACAGACACAGAAACCCUGCAGCACUUGUCAUCCAUCUCUGCUCAGGACCAGUCGUGAAUAUGUUGUGGCUUUGCAUCACGUCGGUGUUGUCAGUUACUGCAGCCGUCUCUGGUCAGACCGUUGACACGAGCCACAUCAGAGUUUUCCCAGCAGUGAACCAGAGUGUUGCAGGGGUGUUCCAGGUCAGCUCCUUAGACCACCUCAACCAGCCUCACUAUGCCUUCAAUGCCUCUGAAGCUCGGGUGCUCUGCUCGUCCCUUGGGGUGAACAUGGCCUCGAAGGCAGAUGUGCAGAGAGCUCUGUCUCGAGGUUUAGAGACGUGCAGGUUCGGAUGGGUCGAUGAACACUUUGCAGUCAUUCCCCGCAUCAACCCGCUUUCUAACUGUGGCCAGAGUCAGACAGGCUUGGUGAAGUGGCGAGCUCCUGUAACACGAAAGUUUGAUGUGUUCUGCUUCAACGAGUCAGAUGCAGCGACACAAUUGGAGGAUACGACGACUGACGGCCCUGUGAGCAGCAGCGAUUACACCGCCGAGACAACACACUCUGCAUCUUCCUCCUCCUCCUCCUCCUCCUCCUCCUCCUCCUCAGCUCCUGAAGUCAGAGACAACGAGGUGGAAGCAGCUCGCUUCGUUGGAGGACUGCAGGGCUCUGCUGGAGGAAAGGUUGUGCUCAUCACCUGCACCUGUACCCUCCUCCUUCUUGCAAUAAUCAUCAUUGUUUAUCUAAAACUGAGGAGUCGCUCUCGGAGCUCUGACCUGAAGCAGCAGCAGGAGUUUGUCGAGACAGAAGAGUGGACGUGUGUGAAGAACAUAAAGGAAACAGAGGAGGAUGCUCAGGAGGAUGAGAGGAUACAAGUGGACGAUAAUGCAAGUUAAACAUGUUUCUGCUGAGACGGACAAUUACUGAGUGAGAGUGUUUAAGGACAAAGAUUUGUGUGAAAGUAAUGUAACAUAAUGGCUGUAAAGUGCAUUUAUUUUUGAGUUUGUUGUUCUGUAUGUGUUUAUUAAAUGGUGCAGUUUAGCCACUA